CGGAGGUGAGGCAAAAAGCUGCGGUUUGGGCUGUGACAGGGAGCUCUGCUGCCGGCUUUGCUCACUUCCUUCCCGGCCCGGUUGCAGAGUCAUCGAAUUCAGCUGAAUUAGUGAUCCGUCCCCUCACUGAUCCCAGCACCACAGAAACAACAUGGAUGGGAUGAGGUAACUGCAGACGUGCGACCAGAACCACAUUUCAAUGGAUACGAAGUACAAAGAAGAUCUCUUCAGAAAAUAUGUACAGUUUCACGAAUCCAAGCUGGAAGCAUCAGAUAGUAAGCAGCGAGCAGUCAGUGAUGAGUACCUCCGUACUGCCGCCUCAGCCUUACUCAGCCUGCCGAAAAUUGAUCCCAUUUAUAGAUUCCGGCUGAUCAGAUUUUACGAAGUCUGUGAAAACUCAUUGAAAACCUUGCGGACAUCCAAUCUACGUUCACUUCACAAUGCGGCAGCUAUGCUGGAGACGAUUGGUAUUAAUCUAUUUCUUUAUCCCUGGAAGAAAGAGUACAAAAAUAUUAAGACAUACACUGGGCCCUUUGUAUAUUAUGUGAGAGCUGCUUUAAUCGAUGAUGACAUCCGCCACAUAUUAAACCAUAUGGGUUAUGUACAGGAACAAGGGGCAGUCUACAGACUAAAGGACCAUGUAGACACCACACAAGUGAAGAGAGUCUCCUUUGAACUUUUUCUAGCCCGAGUUGAAUGUGAACUUCUACUGGAAAUCUUUCUGCAAGUAAAGGAUAAAGGUUACUUGGAAGUGGAUGUGGUGAAUGAGCGUAAGAACAGCAAUGAAGAUGUCAGGGGGUGCACAGAUGAAAUGAAGAGACGCGUGGAGUUUAAGGAAUCCUUAAACAUAUCCAUGGCGCGAAUGGUCCUUCAGAAGUCUGCCAGCGAGAGGGCUCCAUCCAAGGAUUAUUUCAAGCAGAAGGUAACAAAACCAUCCAAGUCAGUCGACACCUAUGAAAGCUACUGGGACAGCAAAAACAAGCCACCGCUUACUGCAUCCCUGAGCCUGCGUAAGGAGCCCAUCUUGGUAGAUACUGAAGAUGAUCUCAAAGAUGAAAUCAUCCGUCCCUCGCACUCCUUGCUGGCUAUGCCCAGCUCUUUGCAUGGCUGCUCUGAUGAGUUUUUAAACAUUUCCUCCAACCCCAAUGGGCUAUUACGAGCCAAUGCUACAUACGGCUACUUCUCCAACGAAGAUGAUGUAGACUUGUACACGGACAUGGAUUCUAGAUUACUAAAUGUAAAGCGGCAGGAGCUGGCCAAGCCUGAUUCCUGGCUGUUUGAAAACAAGAUGAACCCAUCUUAUCACAAGCGUUCACAUGUAGCCAAAGAGACCGUAUUCAUGAAGUGCCAAAAUUGCGGCGUAUCCUCCGGCAGCCCUGUAUGCCAAAAGUGUGACGGUAUGCUCAUCUACAGACCUGACGGCCCUUUGCUUAAACAGAACAACCUGUCAAUCAAAACUGCUGUACAAAACGACAGCUACUACUCUGGUUCAGCUCUGCGAGAGAAGUCUUCAUAUGGGACCGCGUCCCAGGACCGCGUGUCUCAGCAGAACGCCAAAAUGAAGCCUUCCUCCACGCUGCGUUGCGGCUUUUGCAAUCGAGCCGGAGCUUCCAACACCUGCGCAGUUUGCUCCAAAGUCUCGUGUGAUGCUUGCGUUGUUGCUUACGCUCAUGAAUAUUGUUGCAGAAAAAGUGAUUAUCACAAGUUUGCACCAAACAAUCAGCUAAACUAUAAAUCCUCUCAACUAUCCCAUCUUGUGUACAGAUAAAUGCGCAAAUUACUUUUUUUUUUUUUGUUACAUAUGUUCUCCAUCCUUUUUAUUUUAUUUUUUAUUUUUCCUUCCCCUUUUCUUUAAAAAAAACAAAAACAAAAAAAAGGGCUAAAGGACAGGACCUUUUGAACUGGAAUAUCCCACUAACUGCUAGAACAAAAAAAACACACAAAGGAUUCGGGGAGAAGAUCCCAAUCAGUGUUUUGUGGUUCCUUACAGACAUUGCUGCUAUACCAUGGUGCAAUACAUCCUUAGGCUUGUUAUUUUAAUUAAGAUCCUUACAGCAAGAGAUGUAAUCUGUUCAAAAAGAAUAUAUGUACUUACAAAAAGCCAUGAUAAGGCUUGGCUUCUGAGAAUAGUACAGUGAUCCCUCAACUUACAAUGGCCUCAACAUACAAAAGUUUCAACAUACAAUAGUCUUUUCUGGCCCAUUGUAAGUUGAAACCAGACUCAACAUACAAUGACAAUCUGGACAAAGACAGUCCAGAUCUGUGAAACUCGUCAAUGGCCGAGAGAACUGACCAAUCAGAAUGGGCAAUUUACUGGUAAAACACCUGUAUUAGGAAGCGUAUGCACUGACUGUUGUCUGGUAGUGCCCCCUACGGUACAGAGAGGUAUUACAUGUUCUGUACACUUUACCUGUGCCAGGGUUAGCUGCUCCUUUGGAGACUCCAUGUUACUUUUUUAGGACAUUGCGUGUUCUGUACAGGACCCCGAAGAAGCUCCUGUCCUCUACAUAGACCAGUGUUUCCCAAGCAAGGU
Molecule: messenger RNA, 2533 nt
Organism: Hyla sarda
Lineage: Eukaryota; Metazoa; Chordata; Amphibia; Anura; Hylidae
Gene: SPATA2
Product: spermatogenesis associated 2
Exons: 3
Coding region: 200-1768 (522 amino acids)
Biological process (GO): protein K63-linked deubiquitination; regulation of necroptotic process; protein linear deubiquitination
Cellular component (GO): cytoplasm
Molecular function (GO): zinc ion binding
Source: RefSeq, a predicted model, not a curated record